Molecule: messenger RNA, 1794 nt
Organism: Galendromus occidentalis (western predatory mite)
Lineage: Eukaryota; Metazoa; Arthropoda; Arachnida; Mesostigmata; Phytoseiidae
Product: putative thiamine transporter SLC35F3
Exons: 8
Coding region: 142-1554 (470 amino acids)
Source: RefSeq, a predicted model, not a curated record
GUGACAUUCACCGACCCGGUGUAGCCCCUUCGUGGCGGUGGCCAAUGGAAACAGCUGCGGUGGCUAAGAUGUUCGAUCGCAACUUUUUGUGAUAACUGCCGGAUUAGGUAUCGCAGCCAGCGAGCGAAUUUCAUCCUCGCGAUGAUGCUGGUGACGAUGCCCUUGCGAGAGAUAGGAUUGACCAGCGUCGGUCAGGAAGGCGAAGCCGUGCCCAAGAACCCUUCGAUACAAAAACUCAAAACCAGCAGCUCCCAUUCGAUCCACACGAACGGUUCCAACAAUCAGCUCGCCUCAAAUCAGAACAGCAUCACGCGUCAGAACUCGGCGAAUAACUCAUUCGCGGGUGAGCAGCUAGCCCAAGAAAUCGCUGUCGGGCGGAGAUGUUGUACAGAAAACUCUCGCAAAGUAGCCGCAGGCAUCGUCAUGACCGCACUUAUCGCGCUCAGUUGGGUAGGAGCUGCUCAUUGUCUAAAGCAAACCUACAACCGGCCGAGAAAUCGAACACGAUUAGUGGAAGACACCUCCGCGGACAACUCGACGGAAGCAGAAUUCAUACCGUUCGAUGCGCCAUUUUUCACAACAUGGCUCUGUACGGCGUUCAAUGUGCUUUUUCUUCCUGUGUUCCUCAUCGGGAGACAGUGUUGGUCCCGCGGCACCACGUGUCGAGUUAUAAUUGACACACUGCAGCGGUUCCAGGAAAAGCAACUUUCGUUCUCGCAGUUCUUCGCGCGAUGUGGUCUCUUCACCGUAAUGUGGAUCGUAACGAAUCUCCUUCUCGUAUUCGGGCUGCGGCUCCUAGACACAACCGAUGUCUUGGCAUUAUACUCGGCUCACGUAGCGUUUGUGUAUCUGCUAUCAUGGGUCAUCCUCCACCAACAGUUUGUUGGCGUCAGAAUCGUGGCUAUCAUUCUCGUAAACACGGGGGUGGCUCUCCUUGCCUAUAUGGAUGGUGUUUCGGGGACCACAACUCUCGUCGGAGUAGUGCUCUCAGCCACAGCGGCCGGCCUCUCCGGGGUCUACAAAGUCACUUUCAAGAAGCUCAUCGGUGAUGUGACAUUUGGUCAAUUGGCAAUGUUCUUCUCCCUAAUCGGUUUUCUGAACAUCGUCUUGCUCUGGCCUUUGGUGUUGUGCUCGUACCUUCUCAAUCUCGAGAACCUUGUAUGGGAGCAUAUGCCCUGGGGCUUGCUGUUCGGAGCCGGAGCGCUUUCGCUCACGGCGAAUUUGUUGGGGAACCUGGGAAUCGCUUGUACCUUCGAAAUGUUCCUUACGCUGGGAUUGGCGUUCGCGGUUCCGAUAUCUGCUAUCGUCGACAUCUAUAUGUAUGAGGUGGUAUUCCAGGGCAUGAAGUUGGCCGGCAUUCUUCUCAUUCUCCUAGGUUUCAUGUUGGUGCAGCUCCCAGACGACUGGCCCGACUACCUCACCAUGCUACUGCGAUACAGCAGACCCGGCGCCUCGAGACGCCACUCGAACCAGGAGAGCAAGGCGUCGUCGAUUCACGACAUGGCUACGGGCCACAGGUCGGGCCUGCGAACCGCAAGCGGGCGCGUUAAGUGAAGCCCUCUCGCGUCUUUCCGCCGGAAACAGGCCGUCUGACUCCCUGGAUGAAGCGACGAAUUCGUCCCGGUGCUUUCGGGAUAGAACGAGCUCCUCGCUGAGCCAAGCAUCGCUUCACUUCCAACUUGAGAAUUGAGAAGUCCUCUGCGAGACUUGAACCGAGAAUCUCAAGUGACAGGAUCAACUAUCUCUAUUCAAUCACGGAUGUCUCUCCCUGUCCCUGCAUUCAAUCGGAGAGAA